AUGACGUCAUGAUCAACAGUCGGCUCGAACAAAACGUCCACGUCCCAAAAAAUGUAGCGGGUAAAAUGAUGAGUUACAACGGCCAACGGACAACGACUGAAGAGUGAAGACUAAACACUAGACAGUGAACAUUGAACAGUUAAUUAGUGUGAUCAGUGAAUAUUGAAGAUUGGACGCUGGUCGUUAUUCUGUUAGUAGUCUUUUUAUUCUGUUAGUAGUCUUUUAUCUAUGAUUCUGUAUUUCUGUGACUGAACCCUUACCAGUCACCACGUCGGUGGUUCACCGUUCACGUAAUUCGAAUUAGAUAAAUCGACGACCGUGAUGGAUGACAUAGAAUUGAAAUACGACUAUGACUCGGAGGAUCAGGAAGAAGAUGACACGGACACGGAGUACGACAAUCCGCCAUCGCCCAAGACCACAUUCGGAGAUAAUUGCUGCACAAACAAAUGCCUGUUGAUGUUUGACGACGAGUUUAAGACACGUUUUAAGGCGGAUAUGUCACUGCUGCAAAAAUUUGAAAAAAACAUUUAUUUGUUCGCGAUGAUCUCCAUCAACAGAAACAAGAUAAACGCCACUAAAAUUAUCAAGUCUUCAAAAUAUUUCCAAUAUGCAGUUAAGCAUUACGGAGUGAAUCAAUCUGUGUGCAAAAGCGCAUUUGUCAUCCUGCACGAUACAACUCCAGCGCUGGUACGAACAUUGUGCAUGAAGAUGACAGUAGGGCAUAAUACACCUGUUGACGGCCGUGGUAAACAUAAUAAUCGAUCGACUAUAUCCGACGAAACAAAAGUUGCGAUAAAAGAUCAUUUCUUCAGCAUCUUAAAGUCGCCUAAUAUUUUCAAAUGUGCCAAGAAAAAUCUUGGGCAACCCAAUAUUUCUCAGCUGUGGAUUAGUUUUAAACAAGAACACGGUCAUAUAUCCCGUUCAACAUACACAAAAUAUAUUCAAUCAUUAUUAACACCAGAAGUUGUAUCAAACUUUAUGUGUGCAAACCAAGCAAAACAAAUUUUACAAUACAUAAAUAAAAAUAAAUCACGUUAGGGAUAAAUUUACUAUUAACUAUUUAUUGUAUUUUUUAUUUAAGCGAUUAGUAAUUUUUACUUUUUAAGAAGUAUUAAUAAGUAUAAAAUUAAUAUGUACAUAAUAUUUAAUAUAUGUACAAAUGUUUGUUAUUAAAGUUCCAAAUAUUCAUGUAAAACUAGGUCAGGUCAAUUGAGAAUAAAGGUAUAAUUCCAUAGCUGACAAUAACUAUAUGGCCUAUUGCUUAUUCAUAAACAUUUUUUUUUUUUUCAAUAUUUAAGUCGUAAUUUUUUUUCAGUUUCCCAAUUGUGGGCAGACUGAAAUUCUGUACUUAACUGUAUUUUUUGUAUUCAAGUUAAAUGUAUUAAUGGAUUUUAAUUA
Molecule: messenger RNA, 1398 nt
Organism: Acyrthosiphon pisum (pea aphid)
Lineage: Eukaryota; Metazoa; Arthropoda; Insecta; Hemiptera; Aphididae
Exons: 4
Coding region: 322-1038 (238 amino acids)
Source: RefSeq, a predicted model, not a curated record